CUGAAACUGUCUUGCCUGUUUAAGUUGGAAAGGAGGGGCCACGAAUUGCAAAACCAUAAAGGCUGGGUUUCACUAGGCCAACUACUUCCUUCUGUAAACCACACCUAUUUUAUCAAGGAUACUUAAUGCAGUACUGAAGCAAUAGCCAGCAUGUUAGAAGGAAAUGACAGUGUCCCUUCAGAUGUGAAUAAUGCAUGUUGCUUUUCAACAUUCACCAAUGCUGAGAUUGUUUUUCUUCACCUGUUUCACAGCAUGUAUCACAGCAGAUACAGAACAAGAAUGCCCAAAGUUUACUGAACUUAGUAUAUUUGACUCAGUAAUUGGUACAAGUCUGAAAGUACAACUGCUUCUGUAUACAAGAAGAAACCAAAAGUGUGCAGAGGCUCUCAGUGAACACAAUCUAACAGUUUCUUCAUAUCUCAACGUGACCAAGAAAACUAUUAUUAUUAUCCAUGGCUACAGACCUACAGGUUCUCCACCAGUAUGGAUUGACAACAUUAAAGAUGAUCUGCUUGAAGAAGACGAUGUCAACAUUAUAAUAGUAGAUUGGAAUCGGGGUGCCACAACAGCAAAUUAUCAUAGUGCUGUUUUCAAUGCCAAGAAAGUAGUAGACAUUUUGAAGAAUCUGAUUGACCAAAUGGUGGAAAAUGGAGCCUCUCUCAACUCUGUUUAUAUGAUUGGAGUAAGCCUUGGUGCUCACAUAGCUGGAUUUGUUGGAAAGAUAUAUAAUGGCAAAAUUGGCAGAAUUACAGGUCUUGAUCCAGCAGGGCCGUCGUUUACCGGAAAGUCACCUGAAGAGAGACUGCAUUACACUGAUGCACAGUUUGUAGAUGUUAUUCAUACCGAUAUUGAUGUUUUGGGUUACAGGAAGCCCUUGGGAAAUAUUGAUUUCUACCCCAAUGGAGGAACAGAUCAACCUGGUUGUCCAACAACAUUAUUGGGUGGACUUCAGUAUUUCAAAUGUGACCAUCAGAGAUCUGUAUUUUUGUAUCUGGCAUCACUGAAGCACAAUUGUAAUGUAACAGCAUACCCUUGUGAUUCAUAUGUGGAUUAUAGAAAUGGAAAAUGUGUGGACUGUGAAGCUUUUGCACCACUUCCUUGUCCAGUAUUGGGUUAUUAUGCAGAUAAAUGGAAAGACCAUUUAACUGAAAAGUACCCUCCUGUGACAACUGCUUACUUUGACACUUCAGACAAAGACCCAUUUUGCAUGUAUCAUUACUUUGUGGAUAUCAUUACCUGGAACAAAAGCAAUAGGACAGGUUUCAUAAAAAUCAAAAUAACUGACAAUGCAGGAAAUACAACAGAAUCUAAAAUUGAUAGUGAUGUGGCUGAAUUUCGCCAAUAUAGGCAAGCCAAGAUACUGAGUGGAUUUUAUCUGGAUUUAGACAACAUAUCAAAAAUCGGCUUGACAUUUUCUACUGGGAGUGUAGUAGGCCCAAAGUACAAGCUUAGAGUCCUUCAAAUGAGAUUAAAAUCCCUUUCUCAUCCAAAAAGGACUCAGCUGUGUAGAUAUGAUUUCAUAUUGCUGGAAAAUAUUGAAACAACCUUCAGACCCAUCCCAUGCCAUGACAUUGAUGUCUGAAACAAUAGUCUUUUUAAAGUGCAUGUUCUUGAUUGUAUUGUGUAUUGUGUUAUGAGCUGGCUGGAUGGCACAGUGGUUUAAGUAUUCGGCGGUAGAACUCAAUUUCCCAGUGUGCCUCCUAUGAGUAGAGCCAGCCUGUGUGGCCUUGGCAAAGCUGCACAGUCCCAGAAGUGU
Molecule: messenger RNA, 1756 nt
Organism: Pogona vitticeps (central bearded dragon)
Lineage: Eukaryota; Metazoa; Chordata; Lepidosauria; Squamata; Agamidae
Gene: LIPI
Product: lipase I
Biological process (GO): lipid catabolic process
Molecular function (GO): glycerophospholipase activity
Source: RefSeq, a predicted model, not a curated record